Molecule: messenger RNA, 803 nt
Organism: Gryllus bimaculatus (two-spotted cricket)
Lineage: Eukaryota; Metazoa; Arthropoda; Insecta; Orthoptera; Gryllidae
Source: the annotation of a GenBank genome assembly
AUGUGUACUAGGUGGAUCUGUAUCUAUCCGGCGUAUUUAAACAGCAGGAAGACACUGGCAGAAGGAAGAAGAGUACCAAAAGAUGUGGUUAGUAGUUUUAUAAAACGUAUUCUGAAGGCUAUUGAAAACCCAACCCAUCAAGAAAUUCGAGAUGUGCUUGCAGCAGCAGGGUUGAGAAUUGGAGUUGAAGAUAAAAUGUAUAGUCGUGAACGCAGUAAAGAAUUAUUAUUUAGAGGCCGCAUAAGAGUUCAACUGAAAAAUGAUGAUGGGUGUCUUUUUAACCCUAAUUUUCCAACAAGAGAUUCUGUUAUGCUUCAUGCAUGCCAGAUGAUACCAAAACUAAAGACCAGACAAGGAAAACAAGGUGGUGAUCAAGGCCAGUCUCAAGGUGGAGGCAGUGGCAGUGGAGCCAAAAAGAAAAAGGGAAGAAGAUAAACAAAAAAUGCAAAGACUAAUGUGGAUAUUAUUACUUGCAUUCAAAGUUUCAGACAGUUUGUUCACAGGCUUAUAAUGUAAUUAUUUUUUAUGAAAAGUUAAAAAUAUAUUAUUUUAUCAUUAUAUGAAUCUAAAACUUUUUAUUUUUCACUUGGUGAAUAAGGGAAAAACAAUCUGUUUAUUUUUUUAUGCAUGUAAAUCCUACGGUUGAACAAAAUUAUGUAAUAUAUGUAGCUUGAAAUGAUUAAUUCUUUUCUUAUGAUUUAUUAUGUUUAUUAUCAUCAGAAUCAUUGUAAUGUCUUUUUGGUUUUACUGAAUAAUAUUAUUGUUAUAGAAUGUAACAUGUCAAUAAAAGGUUGCCAUAGUAA